This is a messenger RNA of Spea bombifrons (plains spadefoot toad), 1149 nucleotides long. It is a transcript of the gene AKT1S1, whose product is annotated as AKT1 substrate 1. Gene Ontology annotation, biological process: negative regulation of protein kinase activity; negative regulation of TOR signaling; neurotrophin TRK receptor signaling pathway. The transcript is spliced from 5 exons. The coding region runs from base 144 to 983 and encodes 279 amino acids. The record is from RefSeq and is a predicted model, not a curated record. Gene Ontology annotation, cellular component: cytoplasm. Lineage: Eukaryota; Metazoa; Chordata; Amphibia; Anura; Pelobatidae.
GAUUGGGAAAGGAGGAGGGCCCAGGGUUAUUAAAUUGAAGUGGGUGGGAGGGGGUGUGAGAGGUCGGUGGUGACGUCAGUAGCUGUGCGACCCUGGGGGUUCCGGAGUGUGCAGGGCUGCAGGGUACAAAACAUCUUAUCACCAUGACAGACAUGACUGACAAUCACAAAGAUGCCUGGGAAGUUCUGAUCCGCGCCGCAGAGCAUUACCGCAGACAAACCGGAAACGACAUUGUGCUUAUCACUGCCUACAAGCCCAAGUUGGUGUCCUCCUUCGCCUACACUAUCCAUGGCAGCGGGGUUCUCCUAGAGGCCACCCAACGAUACCUUGAUGACAUUGCUGUAGUACACAAAACCACUGUAUUCACCAGCCCAAUACCUAUUUACAAAGGCAACAAGGAAACCUCAUCGGGCAAGCAGAACUCUUACUCAAAGAGCUACCCCUCCAUCUACGGUAAAGAGGACUUCCUCUCGGUGGAAGACAAUGACUUUGCUAAGCCCAUUCCCCAGAACCAAAUGCCUGACCAAAUGACAAAGUUAGAAGGAAAGGUUGACGAGGACUACAAUCAGCAAGGCCACCUCCAGAGGGCAUCUGAACAUGCGGCCAGUGACUCAGCAGGACUGUUUGUAAUGGAUGAGGAUUCCAACAGCCAGGAUUGUGAACCCUUCUUUGAAUCGGACCCUGAAGAGAGCACCGACGAUGGGAGCCUGACUGAGGAUGUCCCGGGGCAGUUGCCUCUGCAACGCAACAUUCAGCAAUAUGCCAAGUCUCUCCCGGUCACCGUGCCUGUCUGGGGGUUCAAGGACAAAAGGCAGAGCAAUAAGUCUUCGGAUGAAGAUACGGGCAGGCUUCCUUCUCCCGACCUGGAAAGAAUCGCUGCCAGCAUGCGCGCCCUUGCUCACGACACCACCCAACCCUUCGGGGACCUUCCUCGCCCUCGACUGAACACUGGCGACUUCCAAGUAAACUACCGGAAGUAUUAACCCGCGCAGCCCUGUUGCACACUGGCUUCAACACUAAUGAACGCCCUCUGGUCUCAAUCAGCAGAUAAAGCUCAAUCGUAUCCCAGCCGCCCGCCGAUACUUGGAAGGGCGACCGGUUCCCGUUCGAAUAUGGUUUAAAAAAAUAAAGAAAUACAUUUUUAUUGCG